This is a messenger RNA of Pediculus humanus corporis (human body louse), 903 nucleotides long. RefSeq lists its product as uncharacterized. The record is from RefSeq and is a predicted model, not a curated record. The transcript has 5 exons. The coding region runs from base 1 to 903 and encodes 300 amino acids. NCBI's taxonomy places the organism in Eukaryota, Metazoa, Arthropoda, Insecta, Psocodea, Pediculidae.
AUGUUUUCGUUAAAAUUUUCUUAUAUUUUUAUCGCGUUUUUUUUCUUUUCGACGAAAACGUGUUUGUCGAAUCCUUUAGAACAAACACAAACGCCGUCACAACAACAACAACAACAACAAAAAGUUUUUGAUGAUGUUAAGGAUGGUUCAACCGAUUUCGUAUCUCAAUCGCCGGAAAAAGUUUCGCAAGAUCCCGUAGGAAAUUCACAGGAUGGUACGAGGGAACAAAGGAGUUAUUCGCCAAAGGAAAACGAUAUUGAAAAACCGUACAGUCAAGUCGAAGAAUCACUUUUGCAAAAAUUAAAUUUAAAAUGUUCUCAAAGGGAACCAACGUCUUGCGCCAUGUUGAAACUCAUCACUUACAUGAACAGAUUAUUUAAAAAAGCAAACAUCGAUAUAACGGAAAAUAUUGAAAUCACUCAAACAUCCGCCGUGGCAGAAGUCAAAGCUGUUAUCACGUCAAAUCCGGAUUCUAACGGAAAUUUAAAUUUGGCAAUGUCGCUCAAUAAAAUUUCACCAGAUAAUUUCGAAGGUAGGAAAAAAAACAAAGGAAUGGGUGGCAUACUUGCAUUGAUGGCAAUGAAAGCUGGAAUGGCUGGUGCAUUGGCACUCAAAGGAUUGGCGUUACUCGUUGGUAAAGCUUUGGUCGUUGCUAAACUCGCAUUACUCUUAGCAGCCAUCAUCGGUUUGAAAAAACUUUUCCAUCAAGAAAAACACGUGACUUACGAGGUCGUCGCGCAACCACAUCACACUCAUAGUCACGUCGAACAUGUUGAACAUGGUCACGGUGGUGGUGGCGGCGGACACGAUUCAUACAGUUCAGGUUGGGGAAGAAGUGCUACGGAUGUUGGAAAACACGAUGCUCACAACAUGGCUUACAGAUCGUACAUACCAAAAAAUUAA